Messenger RNA from Suillus discolor, 1353 nucleotides. RefSeq lists its product as uncharacterized. The record is from RefSeq and is a predicted model, not a curated record. The coding region runs from base 1 to 1353 and encodes 450 amino acids. Lineage: Eukaryota; Fungi; Basidiomycota; Agaricomycetes; Boletales; Suillaceae. The transcript is spliced from 6 exons.
AUGGCCCCAUCCAUCCCUAUCACUGGGCCGUCAACUCCAUCCCCUCAUAAUAUGCAGCACAUACUCAUCACUUCUUCCAUGGUGAAGAGGAGGCGGCGACCGCAGAAAAGCAACAACUUUUACCUUCCCAUAGCCCCCCCACUACUCAUACUUCCCAGAAGAAAACACCUCACACAACAAUCACUCGAUAUGACAGGGAGGUCGCAGCAGCAACAACCUUUGAGCGAUGGCGACACUGCUAAUCAGCAUGAUACUCCUUCCGCUGGGGAUCUUUUAGAGCAUGAAGAGGAAGGCUCAUCUUUUUAUAACUCACUCCACUACAUAUCUGAUGGCGACUUACUCCCGCCUUCCCAUUUGAAUGGCUGCCAAAAGAAGUUAAAUCAGUGGCGGUGCUGGACAAACGAAGUCAUUCCUUUGUUGAUCACUCCAUAUUUUGCAUACUUGCGCAAAUCAACUUCUCUUCACGAUCAAAUCAGACCAGAUGCAGAAGAAGUUGCUGCCUUCCAGUGCAGGUCCUCUUAUAUUGAGAUAUUGCGAAUUGAUUGCUGCACUUGUGCACCUGCUCCCCUUCAGCUCCUGGGUCGCGGUUAUUUUGCAUGCGCUCCCAUCACCCCUUCCCUCGCUGUGGACCUUCAGCUGCUGGAACUUGUGAAGACCUUGUUCGUGCAUAUCACUCCCAACACGACCACUUGGUGCGAAACACUCGAAGUCUUUCUGGCUGGCCGCGGGUAUCAUCUUACUACCAAGGAUAAUCUUUGUUGUCGAUUUGGUAACACCUAUCAUUGGUACUCUGUGCUCUCACCGUCCACUGAGGGACUAACACAUCCAAGUGACUAUCUGAGGUCUCGUUGUUUAAUUUGUUUCGGUUUGGAUGACUGGCAAAAAAGUGGAACCCUUAGUCUCCAACCUGACGUCCAUAAUUGCAUUGACGCAUGCUUCACUCAAAAAUGUUCAGCGGACCAACGCGGCGGAGGUCCAGAUCCUCCGGGCCCAGUCAGAUCAGUUUUCCUUUUGGAUGAGGAGGUGGCAUCAAUGGAUGCUCAUGUGCAAAGUUGUCGCGGUAGGCCCACUGAUCAGGGUCGCAAGAGAAAGCGACCUACAGCUACAGAAGAGGAUGGGGAUGGCUAUGAGAAUGCUGAUGAGAAGCACGAAAAGGCCAGCACCCAAUUUUUUGCAGAUACAGGGGUGAUGGCCAUGUUAUGUCGCCAUGAUCGUGUAUUAUGGCUCGCUAACAUGAUGUCAGCUGGAGAAAAGCAGUACUAUGCUCUCGCCCUGAUCAAGAAGCUUUUUGAUAAUCUCCCUCCCGAGAUGACCGUCGGCCUCCUGUAUGACAUCGGCUGUCAACUUCAUUGA